AUGUUCUGGGGCUGCUUCACGUACGACUACAAAGGUCCUUGCCAUGUCUGGAGGCCUGAGACUGCGCAGGAGAAGAGAGACGCCGCUCUCCAGAUUGAAGAGUUGAAUAAGGCUCUAGAGCCUCUCAUGAGAGAGGCGUGGGAGCUUACAACAGGCAUAAAGAGGCUUGGAUUACGUAACAAGCCUGGCAGAGUUCCACAAUGGAGAUGGGUAAAAGAGACGGGUAAGCUAGCUCGUGAGAGCAGUCGUGGUGGCAUUGAUUGGUGGCGUUACCAGACUCAAGUUCUUAUCCCAAAGCUAAUUCCCUUCGCAAAGGAGUGCCAAAAAGAGAGACCACGUGUCUUUGUUCAAGAAGAUAAGGCACCUUCGCAUACCCACCACGCUCAAAGAACUAUAUACCGAAACGCUGAGGUGGAGCAGCUCCCAUGGCUAGGCAAUUCACCUGAUCUCAACGCUAUUAAAGCAGCCUGGCCA
Molecule: messenger RNA, 474 nt
Organism: Exserohilum turcica Et28A
Lineage: Eukaryota; Fungi; Ascomycota; Dothideomycetes; Pleosporales; Pleosporaceae
Exons: 1
Molecular function (GO): nucleic acid binding
Source: RefSeq, a predicted model, not a curated record